AUGCAGAGGGUCACCUCUAUCCUGCCCUCGUGGGACAAAACGAAGACGGGCAGUAAGAAAGGGUUUGACAAGGCGUGGGCGUGGGCGGACAAGCUUGGUGCGCCCGUUAAUCGACUCUCGAACAAGAUCGGCUCCGAAGCAUUCUGGCCUACAACGCUCGACAAGGAAUCAGACAAAGCGGCCAGAAUUCUGAGAUCAUUCUGCAAGGAUGGGUUUUACGAAGAAGAAGACCGGGUCCAGGCGAUGGAUACACCGAAAGGCAAACAAAGAGUCCUGAAAAAGAUACCCGAGAAAGUAAUACAAAAUGCGGUCGGUUUGGCGAUAUUCACCACGAUGCGAACGGGCUUAUGGGUUUCGGGCGCAGGAGGUUCGGGAAUCUUGAUUGCACGGCAAGAAAACGGGGAAUGGUCGCCCCCAAGUGGAAUCCUCCUGCACACGGCAGGUCUAGGAUUUCUAGUCGGUGUCGAUAUAUACGAUUGCGUACUGGUCAUCAAUAACCGAAAGGCUCUCGAAUCAUUUACUCAUGUAAGAGCAACAAUAGGUGGUGAGAUAAGUGCAGUUGCAGGCCCUGUGGGGGCUGGUGGAGUUCUCGAGAACGAUGGAAAAUGGAAGCAGGCAAAUCGCCCGGUAUUCACAUAUUUGAAGUCUCGAGGAUUCUAUGCGGGAGUACAGGUUGAUGGAACGGUAAUAAUAGAAAGGACGGACGAGAAUGAGCGCUUUUACGGACAAAGGAUUGGCGUAGCCGAUAUUUUAGCUGGAAAGGCCCGACAUCCACCUUACGAAAUAAAGAUGCUCAUGGAAACGGUCAAAGCCGCAGAAGGCCGAAACGACGUCGACCGAGUAAUGAUGGAGGAGCUUGAAGAUCAACCUGCGCCCGGAGAUGUUGAUGUAAUGUCGCCUACAACAGCAAGUGGGCCAUCCUUUGGUCUCCCAGAACCAGAUGAUCCAGAUCCAUUUGGCGUUCUCGCGUUAGAGGCAGCGGGGUUAGAGAUCAGAGAAGCAGGAACAAAGAGUCGACCAGCAAGUUCUCAAUUCGAAUAUAAUCCAAGCCCAACGAGUCCGGCUUUCAGCAGGUUUCACCGCAGGAGUAUGGAUACACUAGGGACGAGUAGUAACCGAGAGAGCUACAUCUCUACCAGGAGCAAUCGCACAAGGACGAGCACAGAUCGCUAUACACAGAUGUCGGAAAUGGGUACACAGACUGAUUUCGAUACACCAGGCACAAGCCCGAGUCACACAGAUGAACACAAACGAAUAAUAGAGGAAGACGAAACUCCCAUCGAGAAAGAAGUAGUUAAAACGCCCGAAGAAAUCGAUUAUACCAAGAUGGAUCUCGGGCCCUAUAGCAACCCCAAUCGUAGCGAGGAAUUCGAUGGCACGACGGUAAACGACAGUAUCAACGAUAGCCCAAGAGAACUCGACAACAAUGAUGCAGUUCCCAUUUCCAUCGACUCCAGCUUCGUCACAGAUGACGAAGACGACCUCGACGAGGAAGAGCCAGUCAUCUUCGAAGCCGCCCAGGCUCAGGCGACGAUCGUUACACCCACCGCCAUCAAAGCCCGCGGCGGUCUCGUCAACAUCCCAAAACGCCCUCCUCCACCUCCUCUUCCCCCACGAAGUAUGGCACGCUCGAGUAGAAAUCUGAUGGUCGACCAGGCGUCCGGUCGUAGCCCGUUGAAAUCCGAGUUUGAAGAGGUGGAAUUACAUGGGUCGCCGAGAAGAAGCGUCGAGUCGAGAGCGGAAUCACCGUUGAAGAAUCCGUGGGAGGACCUAGAGACCCCGGAGACUGUAAAGGUUGAGAAAAUUGAUAUCGUUGCUCCGAUUGAAGAGAAAGAUAUAGUUGUUCCUGAGAAGGAAACGAAAGGAGUCGUCAUUCCAGAAGUUGUUCACCACGAGCCAGAAGUAAAGAGGGAAUCGAAGGUUCCUGGGGGAUUUGACGAUUAUUAA
Molecule: messenger RNA, 1947 nt
Organism: Glarea lozoyensis ATCC 20868
Lineage: Eukaryota; Fungi; Ascomycota; Leotiomycetes; Helotiales; Helotiaceae
Exons: 4
Coding region: 1-1947 (648 amino acids)
Molecular function (GO): phosphatidylinositol binding
Source: RefSeq, a predicted model, not a curated record